AUGCCGGCGCUCUCAGUUCUUGGAUGCCCUGUUCAGCGCCUUGCAAUGGAUGAACACACUGGACCGGACUGCUCUGUUACAAUGGCGUCGUCAUCGGGCGACAUUCCGGAACUCAAUCGUUUGGUUGAAUUGAGGGCCUUGUACUUGUCCGGCAAUCAAUUUUCCGGCGAAAUCCCGCCUUAUUAUUUUAGUGAAAUGGUGUCGUUGAAGAAAGUUUGGUUGUCGAACAACAAGUUCACUAGGAGCAUCCCGCUUUCGCUCGGUCAGUUGCCUCGUCUCGUCGAAUUACGACUCGAAAACAAUCAAUUCAGAGGACUUAUCCCGGCUUUUUAUCGUCCGAAUUUGAACUACAUCAAUUUAUUGAACAACAAACUCGUGGGGGACAUUCCUUUUCGAUUAUCGAAAUUCAAUGAGAGCUCAUUCGCAGGGAAUCCGAGUCUUUGCGGGAAGAAUUUGUGUGUUGAAUGUGCCAAACCAGUAGAGAAUUCGACCGCAUUGAAGACGGAUCCAGACGAGGCUGUUAUGAAACCUAAUAAAAGAAGUUCCCAAAAGUAUCUUGCUGCAUUCAUAGUGUUAGGAAUGAUGCUAAUAACAGUGAUUAUCUUAGCUGCAAUUGGAUGGAUGAAGAAAAAGAAAAAGGAUACCAAAUUCUUAAGUUAG
Messenger RNA from Hibiscus syriacus, 660 nucleotides. Its product is annotated as pollen receptor-like kinase 2. Gene Ontology annotation, molecular function: protein binding. The coding region runs from base 1 to 660 and encodes 219 amino acids. Lineage: Eukaryota; Viridiplantae; Streptophyta; Magnoliopsida; Malvales; Malvaceae. The transcript is spliced from 2 exons. The record is from RefSeq and is a predicted model, not a curated record.